Anarrhichthys ocellatus (wolf-eel) is the source of this 5736-nucleotide messenger RNA. Its product is annotated as NLR family CARD domain-containing protein 3-like. The coding region runs from base 2225 to 4993 and encodes 922 amino acids. Lineage: Eukaryota; Metazoa; Chordata; Actinopteri; Perciformes; Anarhichadidae. The transcript has 8 exons. The record is from RefSeq and is a predicted model, not a curated record. Gene Ontology annotation, molecular function: protein binding.
UAGAGGAGCUAUUGUUCUUUUAAUGUUUAUUAUGAUGAUUGUUAUUAUCAUUAUUGAUUUUUUUUACCAUCAUAAUUAUUAUAUUUUCUAUUAUUAUUAUUAACAUACUUUAACUCCUUAGAGAUGUAACCUGAUGUACUUCAGAUCUUGAGACCUUUACAGUGAAAAGUGAUCCAAAGAUCAUAAAGUUAUGAAUUAUGAGCUCUGAAGGUGUUUCUGAGGCUGAAGAAGCUCCAAACGGAACCAAACUGCUCUCACAUUGAAAGUCCUCCAUGUUUUUAUCUGAUGUGGUUUUAAUGCUUCAGAGGGAAGUCGGCUCUAUAGCGCCCCCUACGCAACUUAGACCAUGCAGCCCUCGCAGUACGUUCCACAUAGAUCUAUAACAUUUGGUAAGCACAUGCAUCACAUGUAGACUUAAACAAAAGUCUCUUGGAGCCAUCCUCUAAACCCAACCGGAAGUCAGCCAUUUUGAAUUUUGUGUACAUUUCUUGUGUUUUUGCUGAACUUUAGUGAACUCCUCCUAGAGAAUGAAUCACAACUUAAUAUUUAGUGAGAACAAUCUAAAGACCUUUGUGAUUAAAAGUUAUCAAAAGCUUCAAGGUUUCAUGAACGGGGAGGACGUGGUGUGGCGGCCAUUUUACAUGGUUCACCAUCAUCCAUCAAUCUGCUGUAACUAGACUGUUCUUUGUCUAAACCCUCCCAAACUUGCCAUGCUUGAUGAGAGUCAUGGCCUGAGGACUUCUGCAGGCCAAUAUUAACUCAUAGUCACAGCGCCACCUACUGGCAACCGUUGUUAUAUGAGGGUUUCAGAAGUACAGAGGUCCAAACACUGAGCGGACCCUCUGAAGAACAUGUGGUUCCUUUAUAUAAAGAUAAAGAUUUUAAAGAGUUUGGAGAGCAGAAAUGAGCUCACAAUAGUUUAAAGUCAUGUCAGUUGGCAUCAGCAUAAAUGACCUGUAAAACAGUAAACGGUGAGAUUCAGGUUACAUGUCACAAUAAAUGAUGCACGCUACAUUCUGACAACACAUCACUAAACAUCUGCAGAUGAGAGCUCACAGUGUUUCAUUGAAGGGUUAACUAACAGCCAGUUGAGCCCACUGUCCUCUCUCAGCCUCUGGAUUCACUGCCGGUCCUUUUCUCUGGACUCCUCACUCGUCUCCUCUGCCAACGUGUUCUACUAGAUUACUGUCAGACACAGAGAGUUUAGAGAGCUGCUUUUACUUUGACAGUCUGUUAUGUUACAAACACUGAAGCACAUUCACAGCUUACGUUUGUUCUCUUCAUGGGCUCACAUUUAAUAUUGUAUUCAGAGAUAAACUCCAAACAUUGGAGGUUUAAGCCGACGACACCGCUGCUCCACGCAGGAAACACCGUCUGACUCGUUCACGCAGCAACUGAUAGACGAGGAAGAGCAAGGUCUUCUGAACCAGCGUCCAGCCAGAACCCUCCACAUGCACGAGGGUGGGAGGACCAUCAAUGCUGCUUCCAGCUUUAACUCCAUUUCUAUUCACUUCAUUGAAGACAAACAUCAAGUAUUUCUGUAACUUCUUGUUGUGAGACUGAAUUCAAAAGUCCCUUUGGUCCCUUCCAUCGGCUCCCCAAAUCUGUUCCUCAUCUGUCCCACAUCUGUUCAUCUGUCCCACAUCUGUCCCAUAUCUGUCCCACAUCUGUCCCACAUCUGUCCCUCAUCUGUCCCACAUCUGUCCCUCAUCUGUCCCACAUCUGUUCCUCAUCUGUUCCUCUGCUUCACCGUAAACGUGAGAUCAAUCACACACUCUGAACACGGGGGCGGCUGGUUUCACCGCAGUGGUGGACUGGAAUAAGGAAGGAAGGAAAGGACGCAAGUGAAGGAAGCGUGUAUUUCUCCAUGUGGGCCUCAAACGUCACGUCCAAUGUUACUGAGGUCGUUAUCAGCCUGACCUGUUAUAAACAGCUUCCUGUUUGAUAUCCAUCGGCCCUGAUGAUGUCACAGAGACAUGAAAAGUGACGUCAUCCCCAAAGAGGCCAAUAAAAAGCCACAUGAAGUCUUCCUCUAGUCUUCAAACAAGCCAAGAGACUAAAGAGCAUUGUGAACGUCAUUUCUUAGAGAGGACUCUGCAGCUCAGUGACAUGGAAACUGUCCCACGAGUGUCUUUAGUAUUGAGGUGAAUGUGCUGUGUGUGUUUGUCAUGAUGAAGUUGUCGUGAAAUAAUGUUGUUGUUUGUGUGAAGGUGUGGACUCUGCUAUGAAUCAGUGCGAGGACAGAGAGGAGGGAGUCCCUCCCUCUAAAACCAGCCACACCAAAGCUCAGAGCAUCCAUCAGGGACCACACUGUCCUGGACCUGAACCUGAACCUGGACAUGAACCCGAACCCAGCUGUGUGUCCAUGAAGAGUGACCGGUCUAUGGCUUGUCCUAUAUACUUCAAAGAUGGCCGCCACUCUGUUGAUCAAAGUUCACAGCAGCAGAGAGAAACGUCUCCUGUACCCAGCUGUGUGUCCAUGAAGAGUGAUCAGUCUAAAGAUGAUGGGAUUAACUUCAAAGAUGGACGCCGUUCUGAUGACCCAGAAGAGGACCUGGACUUCAUAUUUAUGCUGCUGGAGCAGAACAUCGUCACUUUUGUGAAGAACGAGCUGAAGAAGAUCCAGAAGGGACUGAGUUCAGAUUACCCAAAAUGCUUAGAGAGUCAGAGGGAGGAUGAGGAGGUGUUGGACGGUGAGGAUGAAGAGCAGAGGAGGAGCAGCAGAGAGGCGUUUGAGAAGAUCACAGUAAACCUCCUGAGGAGAAUGAAGCAGGAGGAGCUGGCUGACUGUCUGCAGAGCAGAAGUCAUCCUACAGUUUGUCAACGUGAACUCAAAUCUAACCUGAAGAAGAAGUUCCAGUGUGUGUUUGAGGGAAUCGCUAAAGCAGGAAACCCAACCCUUCUGAAUGAGAUCUACACAGAGCUCUACAUCACAGAGGGAGGGACUGCAGAGGUCAAUGAUGAACAUGAGGUCAGACAGAUUGAAACAGCAUCCAGGAAAUCACACAGACCAGAAACAACCAUCAGACAAGAAGACCUCUUUAAAGCCUCACCUGGAAGAGAGGAACCAAUCAGAACAGUGAUGACAAAGGGAGUGGCUGGCAUUGGGAAAACAGUCCUAACACAGAAGUUCAUUCUGGACUGGGCUGAAGGCAAAGCAAACCAGGACAUACAGUUCACAUUUCCAUUUAAUUUCAGAGAGCUGAAUGUGCUGAAAGAGAAACAGUUCAGCUUGGUGGAACUUGUUCAUCACUUCUUCAGUGAAACCAAAGAAGCAGGAAUCUGCAGGUUUGAAGAGUUCCUGGUUCUGUUCAUCUUUGACGGUCUGGAUGAGUGUCGACUUCCUCUGGACUUCCACCACAAUGAGGUCCUGACUGAUGUUACAGAGUCCACCUCAGUGGAUGUGCUGCUGACGAACCUCUUCAGGGGGAAACUGCUUCCCUCUGCUCGCCUCUGGAUAACCACACGACCUGCAGCAGCCAAUCAGAUCCCUCCUGAGUGUGUUGACGUGGUGACAGAGGUCAGAGGGUUCACUGACCCACAGAAGGAGGAUUACUUCUGGAAGAGAUUCAGAGAUAAGGAGGAGGCCAGCAGGAUCAUCUCCCACAUCAAGACCUCACGAAGCCUCCACAUCAUGUGCCACAUCCCAGUCUUCUGCUGGAUCACUGCUACAGUUCUGGAGGAUGUGUUGAAGACCAGAGAGGGAGAAGAGCUGCCCAAGACCCUGACUGAGAUGUACAUCCACUUCCUGGUGGUUCAGUCCAAACUGAAGAAGGUCAAGUAUGAUGGAGUACCUGAGACAGAUCCACACUGGAGUCCAGAGAGCAGGAAGAUGACUGAGUCUCUGGGAAAACUGGCUUUUGAUGAGCUGCAGAAAGGCAACCUGAUCUUCUAUGAAUCCGACCUGACAGAGUGCGGCAUCAAUAUCAAAGCAGCCUCAGUGUACUCAGGAGUGUUCACAGAGGUCUUUAGAGAGGAGAGAGGACUGUACCAGGACAAGGUGUUCUGCUUCGUCCAUCUGAGUGUUCAAGAGUUUCUGGCUGCUCUUCAUGUCCAUCUGACCUUCAUCAACUCUGGAGUCGAUCUGCUGUCAGAAGAACAAACAACCUGCCGGUUGUCUGAAGUCUCUGAAGACAAACCUGAACUAACACAUCUCUACCAGAGUGCUGUGGAUAAGGCCUUACAGAGUCCAAAUGGACACCUGGACUUGUUCCUCCGCUUCCUCCUGGGUCUUUCACUGCAGACCAAUCAGACUCUCCUACGAGGUCUGCUGACACAGACAGGAAGUAGCACACAGACCAAUCAGGAAACAGUCCAGUACAUCAAGAAGAAGAUCAGUGAGAAUGUGUCUCCAGAGAAAAGCAUCAAUCUGUUCCACUGUCUGAAUGAACUGAAUGCUGGUUCUCUAGUGGAGGAGAUCCAACAGUCCCUGAGUUCAGGACUUCUCUCCACAGAUGAACUGUCUCCUGCUCAGUGGUCAGCUCUGGUCUUCAUCUUACUGUCAUCAGAAAAAGAUCUGGACGUGUUUGACCUGAAGAAAUACUCUGCUUCAGAGGAGGCUCUUCUGAGGCUGCUGCCAGUGGUCAAAGCCUCCAACAAAGCUCUACUGAGUGGCUGUAACCUCUCAGAGAGAAGCUGUGAAGCUCUGUCCUCAGUUCUCAGCUCCCAGUCCUCUAGUCUGAGAGAGAUGGACCUGAGUAACAACAACCUGCAGGAUUCAGGAGUGAAGAUGCUGUCUGCUGGACUGGAGAGUCCACAUUGUACACUGGAGACUCUCAGCCUGUCAGGCUGUCUGAUCACAGAGGAAGGCUGUGCUUCUCUGGCCUCAGCUCUGAGCUUCAACCCCUCCCGUCUGAGAGAGCUGGACCUGAGCUACAAUCAUCCAGGAGACUCAGGAGUGAAGCUGCUGUCUGAUGGACUGAAGGAUCCACACUGGAUACUGAAAACUCUCAGGUAUGAAGAGGCCUGCUGCAGCCACAGACAAUCAGUCUGAUGGAGGAGGUAGAGCUGGAGACUUGUUCUCUGUCACAAUGUCAGCCUGGUUAAUAUGACCCUGACACACCAAGCUGACCUCAAACUACCAGAGACUCAAACUGUUUGUGAAGUAGUCAGGGAACAGUAGCCAGGAUGAGCCACAACAGGGAGGGAAGGUGAUGAAACUGUUGUUUUUCUGGAGCGUUGUCUUGUUACAUUAGAAAAUAGGACAGUGGUGUAUCCUGACACGUUGACGGCCAUCAUGGUGGGUUGACAUGCAUCAACGUCAUCACGCUGCAGGUUUGGGGACGCAUAUCAAAGUUGAUGUUUUGAUGCUUGUGUGUGUUGCCCUUUAGUCCAGACAUUAUUGUGAAAAGACAAACAGACAAAGAAACAAUCUGUUUAAAGCGUCUUGAUGAAUCAUCACAAUAGGAAUGUUUUCCUGUUUUAAAGGAGUUCAGCUGUACCUGGUUGUGGUUUGUUUUGCACUGAGAGCCAGUUCCCUGGCUGAUAAGAGUCGACUUGUUGAAACUACAGGUGACAGUCGGCCACAGACGCUCAGUGAAGAACCAACAGCUGGUUGUGGACAUGGGUGUGUCAGAGCCCAAAGAGGUUUAUUGAGGACUGGACCAAAGUUCUAGGGGGACACAGGCAGUGCUCUGUGGCUGCAGACGGACUUGAACUGUAAUAUUUUCACCCUCAGAUUACAGAUAAUAGAAACCAGUGUUGACUGUUGCUAGGAGACGGGAUGUGAACAGCUUU